Messenger RNA from Amphiprion ocellaris (clown anemonefish), 2842 nucleotides. Its product is annotated as chromodomain Y-like protein. The transcript is spliced from 7 exons. Lineage: Eukaryota; Metazoa; Chordata; Actinopteri; Pomacentridae. Gene Ontology annotation, molecular function: transcription corepressor activity. The record is from RefSeq and is a predicted model, not a curated record. Gene Ontology annotation, cellular component: nucleus. Bases 183 to 1865 code for a protein of 560 amino acids.
CUACAGUGUCCAGUGUGAAGAAGAAGAGCGGCGGUGCUAACAGCUAACAGCGGUGUGAUUACGGACCGUCCUGUCGGGAGCGGACUCACCGACUACCGGCGGACCGACACCGAAACUUCCUCUCAUGUCGCUCCUGAGCUGAAGAAGCUUCUGGAAGCUGCUCGUGAACGCGCACGGUCUCCAUGGCUACGGAGGAGUUGUACGAGGUGGAGCGCAUCGUGGACAAGAGGAAGAACAAGAAGGGGAAGGUGGAGUACCUGGUCAGGUGGAGAGGCUACGGCUCCGAGGGUGACACCUGGGAGCCGGAGACUCACCUGUCCACCUGCAUGAUCUACAUCCACGAGUUUAACCGUCAGUACACCGAGCGGCAGAGAGACGCCACGCUGCUGCGCUCCACCCGCAGCUCGCCCAGCCUCCACUGUAGCUCCGCCCACAGGCUGCCCUGCAGGCCGCCGCUCACCGCCCGCGGUGACAACAGCCCAGGUGUAGCUGGAGACUGUCACAAGGCGAAAGCUCCUCUAGGCCCGCCUCCUCUGAACCCCGCAGGACCGACCCGGCCGGCCUCCCAGCAGCAACCCGAUAGGUUCAGCAGCGCUCUAAUGUCAGCGUCUCCGGUCGGCUCCACCCGCCGCAGUGUAGAUCUGUCCAAGACCGGCAUCAAGAUCCUGGUCCCCAAGAGCCCCAUGAGCAACCGCCUGGACUCGGAGGAGUCUCCAAGCGAGGCGGCUCACAGCCUGGAGGCCGGAACUCAGGAAGCUCACCUGGUCCCCCCUGAGGUGGCCCUGCUGGAGAAACCUGCAGGAGUCCAGCUGGGGCCCGGAGAAGAAAGGGCCCGCAUGGGGACCCGACCCCGUAGCCAGAACCCCCUGCCCCCGCCCCGGGCCCCCAUCACCCCCGCUGCCAUGCGCUCCCUCAGCGGCACAGGGAACUCUGCGCUGAUGGAGGCUGUCGCUGCCAGCAGGAUGUCAGGUGUGCAGAGCGCUGUUGCCGGGGCAACUAGUGUGACGGGGAAAAGGCGUCUAGAGGAGCGGUCGGCGUUCGACAAGCGUCUGAGGUUCAGCGUUCGGCAGACGGAGAGCGCCUACCGUUACCGCGACAUCGUGGUCAAGAAACAAGACGGCUUCACCCAUAUCCUGCUGUCCACCAAGAGCUCCGAGAACAACACGCUGAACCCCGAGGUGAUGAAGGAGAUCCAGAGCGCCAUGGCGACGGCGGCGUCGGACGACAGUAAGCUGGUGUUGCUGGGCGCCGUAGGCAGCGUGUUCUGCUGCGGCCUCGACUUCCUGUAUUUCAUCAGACGCCUGACAGAUGACAGGAAGAAGGAGAGCAUCAAGAUGGCUGAGACCAUCAGAACCUUCGUCAACACCUUCAUCCAGUUCAGGAAGCCCAUCGUGGCGGCGGUCAACGGCCCAGCACUGGGUCUGGGGGCGGCCCUCCUACCGCUGUGUGACGUGGUGUGGGCCAAUGAGAAGGCCUGGUUCCAGACGCCGUACACCUCCUACGGCCAGACGCCCGACGCCUGCGCCUCCUUCACCUUCCCCCGCAUCAUGGGGCUGGCCUCGGCCAAUGAGCUGCUGCUGAGCGGCAGGAAGUUGACGGCCCAGGAGGCGUGUUCUAAAGGUCUGGUGUCUCAGGUUCUGUGGCCGGGAACCUUCACCCAGGAGGUGAUGCUGAGGAUCAAAGAGCUGGUGAUGGUCGACUCUCUGGUUCUGAAGGAGUCCAAAGCCCUGAUGAGGAACACCAGCCGCGGUGCUCUGGAACAGGCCAACGAACGCGAGUGUGAAGCCCUGAAGAGAGUCUGGGGCUCGUCUCAGGGCACCGACUCCAUCCUGCAGUACCUGCAGAGGAGAACCGAGCUCUGCUAGAACCUGGACCGGGAAUAGAACCAGGACUGCCUCUCCAACUCAGCGAUUUGAGUGGGCACCUCUGACUGAACAUGGAGCAGUUGUGAACUUUUAAGUUAUACUUGGAGCAGAACGCCGAGUGAGAACAGUGGAACGUUCUCUGGCUUGUGUUCUGACGAGUCCAACCAGCAUCAGGUUCUUCUGACCACCACAGGAACACAGCAGGACAUGCUAGCUUAGCUGUAGCUUAGCUGACAAGUUUGUCUUCAGACAAACAGGCUCCUGAGAGGUUCCUCAGGGUUCCAUCCUGGGUCCUCUGUGGGUGCUAGCAUCAGGAAACAUUGGCUCAUUAUUUACUGUUUUGCCUGUCAGACAAAACUGAGGGUUUGCAUCAGAGGAGAACGUGAACAGACCUCCUCAGGGUUAAAUGCCCAAUCAGACUGACUGUGUACUGUGUUUCCCUGGAGACAAGUUAAAAUGGCAGAUUUCAUUAGAACUUCUGAAACUAAGACAACAUUCUGAGCUAAGCUAGGCUAACAGUUACCCCAUGUUUUCAGCCUUUAGCUAUGCUAGCCUAACAGUAUCCUCAUGCAUCCAGCCUUUAUGCUAAGCUAAGCUAGCAGUUUCUCCCCACGUCCAGCCUUUGUGUUAAGCUAGGCUAACAGUUUCCCUAGCCUUUAUGCUAAGCUAGGCGAACAGAUUCCCCAGCCUUUAUGCUAAGCUAGGCUAGCAGUUUCCCCAGCUUUAUGCUAAGCUAGGCUAGCAGUUUCCCACAGACAUACAGCUGAUGUGAACAUGAACUGUGGUGGAGGACAGCAGGAUGAUGAAAUGUUACUGGAUGUUCUCCUACAUGUAAAUGCCCUACAGCACCCCACUCAGGACAGACUGAUCCGCCUGCAGGGGGUGCUGACAGGGACAUGCAGUGAUGAAUCAUGGGUAAGUAGUGACACCUGUCAGGUGGAGAGUUUGUGUCAGAUUAAACUCACAUGAUUAAGUCA